AUGUCGAAUGUUUUCCCUUCCAAUGGAUCAAUACAUGGAAUUCCUGUAUACAUGGAUAAUGUCCCAACAAUCAACUUUGCAACGAUGCAAGCAUUCGUCCCGUUUAUAUAUAUAAUUCCAACUUCUGUUAUCAUGAUUGUUAUACUUGUAAAAUACAGAAAAGCAAAAAUGAUUAUGACUGCAGCUUCCUUGGAUUCAAAUUUGUUUGUUACAAUAAUGCUCUAUUUUUUCUUUAACGUUUUAUUUUUCAUUGGAGACUAUAUACAUCUUAACCUCCCAUCUUCUGGUUUAUUGACGUCAUUGUGCGCUAACACAGAGCCUAGUUGGACUUACACGUUCAUUGUCAUUUUUGCGUAUUUCGGUGAUUAUGGUACCAUAUCAAGUCCUUUUUUAGCCAGUUUAAUCAGGUUUACAAUAAUUAUAUCACCACAUAACAAUACAAAGUACUGUAAAACAAUAAUGCGAUGUUUUGUAUGGCCUUUUAUAAUACUAGUUCCAAUAACUCUUACUUUUGGAACUAUCCCAGCUACUGGUUAUUGUAAGCAAUUGAGCUCACCAUUCAAUUUCGGUGCAUUUAUUGUGUUUGAAGGAGAGUAUUAUGCUCGAAUUAAUAUCAUUAUUCAUUUCAUAUUUUCAAAUAUCCACUUUUUCUUCGCAAAAAGAAGUCAGCUACUAGAGUGAAUGGAAAUCAGGGAGCUGCAUUUUGGAAUAGCAAUACAAAUACACCAAAAAAUUCGUCUCAAAUGUUUUAA
Caenorhabditis elegans is the source of this 752-nucleotide messenger RNA. NCBI's taxonomy places the organism in Eukaryota, Metazoa, Nematoda, Chromadorea, Rhabditida, Rhabditidae. The record is from the annotation of a RefSeq genome assembly.